UCUACGCAAAAACCCCACGACCCAUGAUGAUGGGCUCCAUCCAUAUUCAUUGAAGCACUCCAUAUAUCUAUAUAUAUAUUUGUAUAUAUAAACAUAUAUAUAAAAACCUACUUGAAUGACAAGAGAAGAUACCACAAGCCUUUUGCCCUCCUCCUCCUCCUUCUUCCUCUGACCACUCAGGCCCAAGUGGAUCAAUCAAUUACCACCACAGCGGCCAUGAGAAAGCCCGAGAAAAAGAACGGCGGCGGCAAUGGCAAGAACGGUGAUGUCAAGCUUAGGAAGGGCCUGUGGUCCCCCGAGGAAGACGAGAAGCUCAUGCGGUACAUGCUCAGCAAUGGGCAGGGAUGUUGGAGCGACGUGGCGAGGAACGCUGGGCUGCAGCGGUGUGGGAAGAGCUGCCGGCUCCGGUGGAUAAACUACCUCCGGCCCGACCUCAAGAGAGGCGCCUUCUCUCCCCAGGAGGAGGAGCUCAUCAUCCACCUCCAUUCGCUUCUCGGAAACAGGUGGUCUCAAAUAGCUGCCCGCUUACCAGGACGUACAGAUAAUGAAAUAAAAAAUUUCUGGAACUCGACCAUCAAAAAACGGCUCCGGACUUCUUCGUCUGAGCCAAAAGAAGUGAUGGAAGCUGGUGGAGGACUCAUCUUCUUGCAGGAGCAAGGCAUUAAUCACAGCAUGCCUCUCAUGUACAUGGAAUCCCUGUUGUCUUCUUCGUCCUCCUCGACUUCUUCUCUGCAACACAUCGACGGCCCCAACUAUCAGAUGGUCCUCGAUCCGAAGUUAGAAAUCCCCUUUAUGGCACAAGCAGCUGGCAACUUCGAAGGGAUUGAAAGGGACCAACUAUUUGUUCCUCUUCCUCAGCUAGAGAGUACCAUAAACAGUUUCAUCGAAGAAAACGCCAAGGCCGAGAAUACGACCUCCGACAGCAACAUUAGCAGUGACAACGUCCUUUUCAACAACAUCAACAGCUUCAGUGUAACAGACAACUUGAACAACUACGUCGGAAAUCCGGAGGAGACAAAAACAGUAGGCGAAUGGGACCUCGAGGAGUUACUGAAAGACGUUUCCAACUUUCCCAGCUUCAUCGAUUUCCAAUGAGCUCUAGACGACAAAUCAUUUUCCUCCUUGCAAAUACGUUUUCAACCUUCUGGGUUUUUCUUAACACGUUCGAUGAAAACUUUUACGUGUUUUUAAACAGUCCUACACAUAAAAUUUCGAACUUAAAACUAUAACUCUGUUCAACUAACCCCUUCUUUCCAAAAAUUGCAUAUACAUACAAACACUAGUAACCUUUCCCUUUCUAGCCCUUCUCCAUAUGUCUAGCUCACCCCGAUAGCAUUUUUACGUUUUCGAUCGCUUCUUCUAUUGACAAUCCGAAAGCUUCAAUAAUGGUCUCUUGAAAAGGAAAUGUGCAUGCACAUAUUGAAUAAGAUCAGGUACAUAUGUUGGUCUUCCAUUGUAUACGACACAGACUAUGUACGUAGUUAGAAUUUGGCGGGGAAAAAGAUUGUGUUUGUUGUUGGGAACGCAUAUGUUAUGUUAAAUGUAGUGAUUACUCGGAAUUAGACAGAAGUAGAAUAAUGGAGUUGUACGUAAGACAUUGAAAAGUUGUAAGCGAUGUAUCAAUUCGAGGAAACAUAUUAUAAAAUCUCUCCUAUCUCUUUCUCUCCCCCA
This is a messenger RNA of Punica granatum (pomegranate), 1671 nucleotides long. The record is from RefSeq and is a predicted model, not a curated record. NCBI's taxonomy places the organism in Eukaryota, Viridiplantae, Streptophyta, Magnoliopsida, Myrtales, Lythraceae.